Molecule: messenger RNA, 3435 nt
Organism: Triplophysa rosa
Lineage: Eukaryota; Metazoa; Chordata; Actinopteri; Cypriniformes; Nemacheilidae
Gene: susd6
Product: sushi domain containing 6
Exons: 7
Coding region: 298-1377 (359 amino acids)
Source: RefSeq, a predicted model, not a curated record
CACUGUCGUCAUGGAGACGGUGUGAGAGCGAGGCCGCUGGUGGAGCUCAGAGCUCUAUGGUUGGGAGGUACUUCGAUCUGGCUCCGCUGGCUGCUGCUCAAGCCUUUCUCGUAUGGUCGGAUCAAAAGGGCCGUCGAAAUCUCUGAAUAUAUUUUAUACCCAUACCGCGUUCGCAGUAGUCCUGGGAUUUCCAUCCAUUCGAAACAGCUUCAUGGUGACCCGAUACUGGUUUUGAAAGAGGAGGGCAUUCACUGGUUCAGCCGGAGUGGACUCUUGCUGCACAAGCAGGACUGAAAGAUGUUCAAUGGAAUGGUAGCGUGUGAGACGAGAGCCUCGCUCGCUCACAGGGUGGCCGCCACAUCCCUGCUGCUCCUCCUCCUCCUUGGUAUGCUCCCUGCAGGUCAAGCUUCAGGCUGUCCCAGACCCCCAGUCGUGCCUCAUGGCCACGGGAACCUGACGGAAACUAACCGCGGCUCUUUCUCUGUGGGCACGCUGCUGCAGUACAGCUGUGAUCCGGGGUACAUGCUGGAUGGCUAUAGCAUUAUUACCUGCACCGUAUCAGGCCACUGGUCCACUGAGCCGCCCCGCUGUCUCAAAAAUGACGCAGUUUGUCAACCACCCAGUGAACCAGAGAACGGAGGUUAUAACUGCCACCCCUCACCCUGCCACAGACUGACCCAGGGCACCGUGAUCGAGUACUUCUGCGACGAGGGUUACAUUCUCAAAGGAGGCUACCAGUUCAGAACCUGCGACAACGGAGAGUGGAAGUCGUCCAUGCAAAUCAGCUGUCACCCCGUACAAGGGGAGGAGCAGCACUCCACUCUGCCCAUGCCAGCUCUGUCUAUCGUGGCCUCCACCGCCAGCUCUGUGGCUCUCAUUCUGCUGCUGGUGGUUCUGUUUGUGUUACUGCAACCAAAACUCAAGUCCUUCCAUCACAGCCGCAGCCGGGAACAGGGUGUGUCAGGACAGCCUGCUUCCAUCAUGGUGGAGGGCGUUCAGGUAACGCUGCCAUCUUACGAAGAAGCCGUAUACGGCGCUGAUGGCAAUUCCGCACCGCCCACCGAGUCCCGUGUUCAGAUCGUGCUGUCGGAGGGCCCCCAGGCUGACAGUUUGAGCACAUCUCUUGAACAGGCUCAGGCAGGAUACGGUUUUACCUCUGCUUCGACGGCUGCAUCCUCGAGUCACGCAGAGACCGUAUUGGUUCACCAGAUGCCCUCUUCCUCAGAAUCCUCUUCUUCCUGGGCCGCUGAGCAGCCCGGCGCAGCCACACGCCUCAACCGCAGACAGAGCAGCGAGAGCAGCGAUCAGCACAGCCUGCUUUCAGUCGCUUCAGCUGAAGACUACAGCGAUGAUAUUCCAUUGCUAAAAGAGGCUUGAGUUUGCAAGCAAUCCCCCCUCUCUCUGUCAUUGCUGACCGGGAUCUUAACCCCUAAAGCUUCUCGCCAAACUCUUACCCCAGAGCAGUAAAACAAGACGUCCGUCAGCUGUCCCUCUGCCAACAUACCGCCUGCCCUGGAGUCUGCAAGCUGCGUGACCUCUGCGGAGUCUGGCUUCCCGGGAACAACCUCAGACCAGAUGACCUGUAAAGAGAUGCGCAAACGCUCUUAAUUUCAACGUGUAAUGGCAAAAACUCACCAAUAAAAGAUGAAUGCAUUCAGAUUACAAAACGAUUCGUGGACCUCUGCUCCGUCAAUGACUGUGAUCACCUUUGUGAAGGGGAGGGUUCAGCUAGCAUUCGCUAAGCCACACCCCUUUCUCGCUGAUGCUGCAUGUUCUGUGCAAUUUCUGUUUCGUUGUACGCGCAUACGCACAGGAGCACGGCACAGCCGAAGCAUGACGCAUAGCACCGGCACACACCAUCUCAACGCUUGAUCCCUUAUGCGAGGCAGGGUUGAACUGAUUUACAUUGUACUGUACUUAAAAACCUUUUUAUUUGUCAAGAAUUGUCCGUGCUGUGCUCUGUGUGCGUGUGUUUCUGAUGCCUGUGUGACUGUGGUUGUUGUGAUUUGAAGAGGGCUUAAGUGUCAUCCAGGCUUCUUUUCUCCAAAGUAAGAAACGUUUUCAAUACCUCCAUUUUCUAAUCGAGACGUUAUUUAAAUAGAAUGGAUGUUCGUUGUCUACAUCUCUGUUCGUCUAAAGUGAGAGAGAUACAUUUUGUGAAGUGGCUGUGAGGUCAUGCCCCUGAAAGUCUUUUCUCAUAAAGAGAAAUAACCCAACCUCACUUUCCCCCCACGUUUCAAAGUAUGAGCUACUCUCUCUCAUGUUUAUGUGUUGCACGCACAAGAAAACAUUUUUUUUCCCUUAACUUCAAUGUUCUUGAUGGGUGUGGACUGAGGUUAUUUACUGGGCUGUACAUUGGUUAUAUAAUUUUUUACCUUACCCCCAUAAAAGACUUUAUGCAAAUCCAACAUUUGCGUUUGCGUAAUAGUUACUGUAGCUACAGUUCGAAGGUUGAAUCGAUGACUAUCAAAGAUAGAAUUUACUAAAUGAUCUUAAUAAAUUGGUAUUGAGAAAAAUAGAUUAAAUCUGUCAGAUCAGAUAGGUGGUGCAUUGAUUAAAUGCAUUGUAUAGCAAUUUUUCUAAACAGGUACACAUACACAUAUAUACAUACUUAAUGUCCUAGUACAGACGUCUGUUAUAUAAAUGCAGUUCCAGAAAAUGGCCUCCUCGUCACUCAGUGUGUUCUUUUGACAAGAAGACAUUUGACAAAACCAAUGAACGUUUCCUUUGAGUUGGUUUAUUUAUGAUUCACUUCCCUUACACCCAGCCACAUUAUGUGUAUAUCCCCUUUUGUUGACGUGACACCCAAAUGUGUGUCAUCAUGCAUCAAAUACAUGUAUAUUUUAUGUGUCUGACUUUGGAGAGAGAGGGCGGUUUGCCGAUCUGCAGAUCCUCAGUUUUGUUCUUCUGGCUCGUUUUUUUAAUUAGAUCUACAUUUGUCAUGCAGAUUGAAGGCAAAAUAUUACUGCUGCCUUAAAAACUUGUACAUUUCAUACACUGCUCACUUUGUAAUUACGUUUCUUCGGUUUCACUGGGUUUUUUUUUUGGUAAUUUGUCUUCAGUGUCUAUAUGGCCUUACUUUUCGUUUUCUAUGCAUAAAUAUUGUCUAGGUUCAGUUGUAAGACUGGCAGCUCUCGCUUCUGCUAGAAGCUUAUCAGUGAACGUGAAAUUAUGUUUUUGUUUUUAUUUCCUUUUACCAAAAUCACUCAAAGGAUGUUUUUUAAGCAAGGAAGUGAUAUUGAAACACUGUUGUACGGUGUUUUCUGCAUUAAAGCGUAAUAUAAUUUGACUCAUCCACCCAGCCCCCAUUACACUUUUUUUCUUCUGUACAUUGCUGUGGGUGUGAAGAUAGUAUUUUAAUAUUUGUAUAAAGUUUAAUUUAAUUCUACAGUGUGUAUAUAACUAUUUCUAAUUAAAGCUUUCAUUUGAAGUGCA